AUGACGUUUAAUCUGGGCAAUUGUGAGGUUUUGCACUUUGGGAGAUCAAAUGGAGCAUGUGGAAGCUUUAGAGAGGGUGCAGAGAUUUACCAGGAUCCUGCUGGAUUAAAGAGCAUAACUGACCAGGAAAGGUUGAGUGAACUAGGGUUUUUCCUCUUCGGAGCAAAGGUCCACAGCGUGUCACAAGCACUGGAGGAGCACCGGCGGGAGGACCGGGUUCGGCCCAAGGUCCAGAGAGCCCAACCCCAUGGGGCCGCAUCCUCCGACAGCGGGUUGGCCGUGGACGAGGAGGACCCCAGCCGCUCCCAGGUCACGGAGGGGACUAGUGUGGCGGCGUGGGAGGGGCCGUCCGAGCCAGGGACGGUCUCCCAGUCCACUGCCCCUACCCCCACCCCUGACCCUCCCUCCGUGUCUGCUGGCGGUGGAGAAAAAGAAAAGGGGGCGGUCUCCUCGUCCAAGCGGAAUGGGAGCCGGGAGUUCCAGAGGGUAACCCGCAUGUGCUUCGCCAUGUUCCUGAUCUACGUGGCCUGUUACUUCCCCUUCUGUAUCAUGCACGUGGCAGAUGGGAAAAAACGGGCCCCCAUCCUCCUGCAUAUGAUCGCCGGUAACUGCACCUGGUUGAACAGCUGCCUCAACCCCCUGCUCUACGCAGUGAUGAACCGCCAGUUCCAGACCGCCUACCUCGGGGUGCUGAGGCGUGCUGCUGGCCUGUUCACCCGCUGCUUCUGCUCCGGGAGGUCUCCUCUCCUGCAUCCUCUCCCUUCACUGAUCCUCUCCAUCAUGUCGACUUCCCUCCCUCCUUUCCCUGCUCCAGCUUCCUCCCCCAUCUGACUCCAUCCACAUGCAGCCUCAUGUCAGCUCCAUCCCUCAACUCCCACCCUCUGUCCCUAUCUCCAACCCCUUCAUCACCCCGCUCCUGACCUGAGUCCACCUAUUACCUGCUCCUUCAGUCCAGGUGAAGGGUAUCAACCCGAAAUGUCAACUUGCCGCCUGAGCCCCUCCAGCAGAUUGGUGUGUAGCUUCGGAUCACAGCAUCUGCUGUCUCCAUGGCUGCUUUUGACUUUCUGUAUCAGACGUGGUGGGGAGGCGUUUGCUGCACUUAGAGGGGACAUCCUGACAUCUUUAGUGGAGCUCAGAUGGUGCAGUCAGUCUGAUGGGGCUAAACCAUGGACCUCUCGAUAUCCAGCGGGAAUUGGAAUUGGUUUAUUAUUGUCACCCGUACUAAGAUACAGUGAAAAACUUGUCUUCCAUUCUGUUCAUUCAGAUCAGAUCAUUACACAGUGUAUUGAGGUAGAACAAGGUAAAACAAUAACAGAAUGCAGAAUAAAGUGUCACAGUUACAGAGAAAGGGAAGUACAGGCUGAAAGUAAGGUGCAAGGGCCAUAACGAGUAGAUCGUGAGGACAAGAGUCCAACUUAUUGUACAAGGGAACUAUUUAAUAGUUUUAUAACAGAUCAGAGUUCAAUACCGACAUGUUGCCAUAAGGAGGAAGGAAGAGGAUGGAAGAUGGGGGAAGCUCGGCCCUCGUGAGCUUGCUAUUUUAGUCAAAAAGGAAACAGAAGCAUGUCUGUGAGGUGCAGGAGCUGAAAUCUGCAGGAAACGGGGGAGGAAAACC
This is a messenger RNA of Hypanus sabinus (Atlantic stingray), 1615 nucleotides long. RefSeq names its product G-protein coupled receptor 84-like. The transcript has 3 exons. NCBI's taxonomy places the organism in Eukaryota, Metazoa, Chordata, Chondrichthyes, Myliobatiformes, Dasyatidae. The coding region runs from base 1 to 831 and encodes 276 amino acids. The record is from RefSeq and is a predicted model, not a curated record. Gene Ontology annotation, cellular component: membrane. Gene Ontology annotation, molecular function: urotensin II receptor activity. Gene Ontology annotation, biological process: neuropeptide signaling pathway.